Miniopterus natalensis is the source of this 6553-nucleotide messenger RNA. The record is from RefSeq and is a predicted model, not a curated record. NCBI's taxonomy places the organism in Eukaryota, Metazoa, Chordata, Mammalia, Chiroptera, Miniopteridae.
CCACAUUAGCCUUAUGCAUGGUAUCAGAAACCCUGAUUUGAGCCAGACGUCCAAAGUCAGACCUCCGGGUGGACAUUCCCCUCAGGUGAACCAUCUGAAGAGACGGGUCAGCGGGGCAGCGGAUGCUCCAGGCACCGGGAACGGCGCGACCGUCUCCUCCGUCAAGAGGCACAAGUCCCUUUUCCAGUGCGCGAAAUGCAGCUUUGCCACAGACUCAGGGCUCGAGUUCCAGAGCCACAUACCUCAGCACCAGGCGGACAGCUCCACGGCCCAGUGUCUCCUCUGUGGCCUGUGCUACACCUCAGCCGGCUCCCUCAGCCGUCACCUUUUCAUUGUGCACAAGAAGCACCUUCUGCUCCAUCAUUGCUCAGCUAACAGAGGAGACCCAGCCAGUAUUCGAGACCACACUCAAGUCCCAGGCUGUGUCCGAGGACAGCGACGUCAAGUUCACCUGUAUCAUCACAGGAUACCCAGAGCCAGAGGUGACCUGGUACAAGGAUGACACGGAGCUGGACCGCUACUGUGGCUUGCCAAAAUAUGAGAUCACACACCAGGGCAAUCGCCACACACUGCAGCUCUACAGGUGUCAAGAAGAAGAUGCUGCCAUCUACCAGGCCUCUGCCCGGAACACCAAGGGCAUCGUGUCCUGCUCAGGGGUUCUAGAGGUGGGCACCAUGACUGAGUACAAGAUCCACCAGCGCUGGUUCGCCAAGCUGAAGAGCAAGGCUGCGGCAAAGAUGCGUGAGAUUGAGCAGAGCUGGAAGCACGGGAAGGAGGUGGCGGGAGAGACCGACACCUUGCGCAAGCUCAGCCCUGACCGCUUCCAGAGAAAGAGGCGGCUGAGUGGGGCUGAGCUGCCAGUCCCCUCGGCCCCCACCAGGGAGGCUGAGGACAGGACCUCAGCAGCUUGGCAGGAGGGGAAGACUGAGCCUGGUCAGCACCCAGGUUUGAGCCUGAUCGACAGUUUUGCCCCUGGAGAGGUGACCGCCAACGGGGAUGCUGCCCCUGAGAGUGGGGAGGACAGAGACCGUGGCCUGUUAAUACACAUCCGUGAGGCCAUGGAGCUGGAGCCUCAGAGAGCCCCCCAAAAGGAGUCUGGGGCCAAGAAGAAAAAGAAAGACGAACCUAAGCCAGGCCUGCGGAAGCCAGAGUCAGAGAAGGCAGCUCGAGGCCACUGUUCUGAAAACUGUGUCCCCAGUUCAGACAAGCCUGACUCCUGUGGGACACAGGGGCCCAUGGAUGCAGAGAAAAUUCAGACCUGGCCCAGAGGCAGGGCUGCGCAGGGGCCUGGGCCCACAGGAGUAGACAGCACCAGGAAACCAGCCUCAGCCGUGGGCUCUCCAGACCAGGCCCAGAGUGCCCCAGCCCCUGUCCCAGCCCCAGACCAGGAAGUGUAUUUCUCCCUGAAGGACAUGUAUCUGGAGAGCACCCGGGCAGUUGGGCCUUGGGGGGAUGAGGGGUGCCACACACAAAGUGGCAGAGAACCUGGAGAGAGGCCCUCAGGGAAGGGGCCCAGCGAGGGGAAAGGUGAGAAGGGGCCUGUUGCCCCUGGCCAGCCCAUGCCCUCAGCCCCCCAGCCAACUAGGCCUUUCAACAGGAAGAGAUUUGCCCCUCCGAAGCCCAAAGAAGAGCCCACCACGAACAGCAAGCCCGAUUCUUCCCUGAGCCAGACUCCAGAACCCGGAGCCCAGAGCUUAGGAAAGGCUCCACCCCAGGCUUCUGCCCAGGUGCCUACACCCCCUGCCCGGCAGAGACACAGCACACGGGACAGCCCCUUGCAGGGGCCAGCAGGCCAUAGGACUCCAGGGGAGGUAAGUGGGUGCUGGGUGACCGUGGCUCCCACUGUACCGGCCAGGAGCACUGGUGGCAGCACACCCAGGAGGCAGGGCAUCACCGAGCCCAUGGAUACAGAAACCCAGGAGAGCCGAACAUAUGCGGAUCAGAGACAGGGAGCCGAGAAGAACACGGAGGCAGAGGGGAAGAUGCAGGUGGAUGGGAGCACACAGGCAGACAGGAAGACACCGGUGGGCACCGUGACUCAAGGAAGUGAGGGGACAGAGUCAGGCAGGGAUUCCCAGGAGGAUGUGGUAGCCCAGGGAAGGGCAGGGACACAGGUGGAAAGGACACAGGAAGUCAGAAAGACACAGGCAGGUGAGAAGAUACAAGAAGACAGAAGGACACAGGAUGACAGGGGGACACAACCAGAGGGGAGUGUGCCCAUAACCAUUAGAGUUCAGUCAGAGAAGUCAGCGACCAACCUCGGCCCACAGUCCAGAGCCCCUGAAUGCUCACCUGCAGAGGGGCCCAGGACUCCUCAGAUUAUUGAAUGUUUUAAGCAGACCCCAGAAAGGCCCUCUGUCCCACAAAGACCUCGUUUCAUGCUCAGACCUGAGGAGGCAGCAGAAGCAGCCUCUGGUAACCAAGAGGAAACUGUGUUGGGCCCCCUGUCAGGAGGCCUCACACUCCCAGUACUGCUUCCCAAGGGUAGUCUGGAGCCGCUGGGAAGAGAGAGAUGUUGGGUGGCAGGGCAGUCAGGCCCGGUCAAGGACAAACCAGAGGAUAGCCUGUUCCAGUGCCCCAAGGAAGAGCAACUGUCUGUGGAUCUGGGAGGCUGUCCUCCCACCGGCCUGAGCCCGGAGGUGCCUACUCUGCCGCCUGGCACCAGCCUGACUGAGAGCUCACAGCAGGGGGUGCAGGCCUUGCCAAGUUCUGUAUCCCCGCUGCACCUGGGGCUGGGUACUCCCACCCAGAGUCACCCACCAGAAACCGUGGCAGCCAGCAAUGAGGGGGCCUGCGCCAAGAUGUCAGAUGUGGAAGGGAGGCCCUCAGGCACCGGGAGCUGCGACCCUGGCCUCAUAGAUUCCCUGAAGAAUUACUUGCUUCUGCUGCUGAAGCUCUCCAGCACAGAGACGGGCGGGGGCGGCACGAAGUCCCAGGGGCGAGCUGCACCCAGGGUUCAGACGCCAUCACCCUCACUGGCCCCCACUGUGGAAGUGGCUGGUCUGAGUCCACAGACAUCACGGCGCAUCCUGGAGCAUGUGGAGAAUGACCACCUGGUGCAGAGCGCGCAGACGCUGCUGCUCAGCCCCUGUACCUCCCGCCGCAUCACUGGCCUCCUGGACCGUGAGGUGCAGGCUGGCCAGCAGGCCCUGGCUGCUGCCCAGAGCCCUGGCCCCAGCCUCCUCACUGUCCCUGCCAUCGUGGUGGGCGAGGAGGAGGGCCCUGGACCGACCUCAGAAGGAUCCAGUAAGGGUGAGGAAGAGGUUCCCCUUGAGAGGCCUGGCCUUCUGGGAACCUCCCAGGAGAGUAGCGUGGGGGGUCUACUGGGGGAGGCAGGUGGGCAGGCAGCCUCUGUUCAGGGACCUCUCUCAGCAGAGGGCAGAGCCCAGGAACCCUGCCAAGAGGAGGAGUUCCCACAGGAGGUGCCCACAAGUCUCCCCGCAGCCACCCCUGAGGAACUGGCUCUGGGGGCCCGGAGGAAGAGAUUUCUCCCAAAGCUCAGAGCAGCAGGGGAUGGGGAGGCAACCAAGCCUGAAGAGAGGGAGAGCCCCACGGUUUCCCCCCGGGGACCCAGAAAGGGCCUUUCACCUGGGUCCCCGGGGACUCCUGGGCGGGAGAAACGUUCUCCUACCCAGGGCCGAAAGGCAGGCCUGCUGGAGGUACCACGGGCAGAGGAAGAGCAAGCAGCAGGAGACCUGGGCUCCAGCCCCAAGGCCAGUGUGCCAGAUGCAGAGCUGGCCCUGGAUGAAGGCAAGCAGGAAACUCCAGCCAAGCCGAGGAAAGCCAAAGACCUACUAAAAGCCCCACAGGUGAUUCGCAAGAUUCGGGUGGAGCAGUUUCCUGAUGCCUCGGGCAGCCUGAAGCUCUGGUGCCAGUUUUUCAACAUUCUUAGUGACUCAGUCUUGACAUGGGCCAAGGAUCAGCGCCCAGUGGGCGAGGUGGGCAGGAGUGCGGGGGAUGAAGGGCCAGCGGCCUUGGCCAUCGUGCAGGCGUCCCCCGUAGACUGUGGCAUGUACCGAUGCACCCUCCGCAACGAGCACGGCUCGGCCUCCACUGACUUCUGCCUCAGCCCCGAGGUGUUGUCAGGAUUCAUCUCCAGAGAAGAAGGUGAAGUUGGAGAAGAGAUAGAGAUGACUCCCAUGGUAUUUGCUAAGGGUCUGGCUGACUCUGGCUGCUGGGGGGACAAGCUCUUUGGGCGCCUGGUGAGUGAGGAGCUACGAGGGGGUGGACACAGGUACAGCCUUCGGAAGGCCUCCCAAGCCAAGGUCAUCUACGGGCUGGAGCCUAUCUUCGAGUCGGGCCGUACCUGUGUCAUCAAGGUGUCCAGCCUGCUGGUGUUUGGGCCCAGCAGUGAGACUUCCCUUCUGGGCAGAAACUACGAUGUCACCAUUCAGGGGUGCAAAAUCCAGAACAUGAGCCGGGAGUACUGCAAAAUCUUUGCUGCUGAAGCCCGGGCUGCGCCUGGCUUUGGGGAGGUGCCUGAGAUCAUCCCACUGUAUCUGAUCUACCGGCCUGCAAACAAUAUCCCAUAUGCCACGCUGGAGGAGGACCUGGGCAAGCCCCUGGAGCCGUACUGUUCCCGAGAGUGGGACUCUGCUGCAGGGCCUACGUUGGCCAGCUCAGAGGCCGUGCAGAAGUGCCAGACCUUCCAGCACUGGCUGUAUCUGUGGACGAAUGGCAGCUUCCUGGUCACAGACCUGACAGGGGUUGACUGGAAGAUGACCGAUGUACAGAUUGCCACCAAGCUGCGAGGAUACCAAGGCCUCAAGGAGAGCUGUUUCCCUGCCCUGCUGGACCAGUUUGCUUCCUCCCACCAGUGCAACACCUUCUGUGAGAUGCUGGGGCUGAAACCCCUCAAGGGCCCUGAGGCUGCCCACUCCCAAGCCAAGGCCAAAGGCUCCAAGAGUCCAUCUGCCGGCAGGAAGGGCCCCCAACUGAGUCCUCAGCCCCAGAAGAAAGGCCUCCCCAGUCCCCAGGGCAUCCGGAAGAGUACCCCAAGCUCUAAAGCCACUCCUCAGGCCUCAGGGGCAGUUGCCACCCAGUUAUUGGGACAGCCUCCCAUCCAAGAGGGGGGUUCCAAAGCCCAGGGCACGCGGUAGCCCCUACAGGAGGCUGGGGGCUUCCACCCAGCAGCAGACCAACAAGGAAGCAGCUCGAACCGACGGAGACUUUCCCCAUACAGACUAACCGGAGAAGGCGCACUGAGCAGGCACCACUUGGGGGCCUCUCUACACAGCCUUCUCUCAGCUCCUCAUCAGAAGGCUUUGGUGCAUGGCACACAACCCAGUGGCCUCUCCUGGUGCCAUGUCACCAGGGCCCACAGGCCCCACCUCCAAGUGCCCCAGGGGCUGAGGCCCUCCUUGAAGUUUACACUGGCCACUGCUGGAGGCUCCCUGAGUCCUCUGCAUGAGUCCUGCACCCUGACCCUUGCCCCAGCCAGGCCCUGCCGUGAGCAGUGUCCCCGGGCAUGCAGCCCAGCACUAACCCUCUGCCCUUGCUCAGCCUUAUCGCUGCCUGACCUCAGGGCUCCAAGCUUCCCCUGCUAUGUGAUUCUCAGGGUCUCUCCUCCUUCAGGCUACUCUGCCUCAUUCAUCCAGCUCACCCUGCAUCUCACCUGUCCCGAGCCCCAUGGGCCGGUCAGUCCUUGGGCCGUGGUCUUUGUGACGUGUUCUUGCUUUUCCCUGUGACUCAGGCACUCACUUGCCUGCUUCCGUGCUUUCCUGCACCCCAUCCACACCCCUGCCUUCCAGCCCAGUUGCAGCCUGCUGCCUGCCCUGCACUGACUCUGCUUGUCCUCUUGCCUGAUGGCUUUUCUAGCCUGACCCCACCAACCUACCCACCAGGACCCAGACCCUCUGGCCUCUAGUCCACUCCAGUCCACUCUUCCUCUGACCAUGAGGUGAGGGUUGUGUCAGCAGCUGUUGCCAGAGGGAAAGUGUGGACUCUGAGGGACCUCAUGCCUCCAUACUGAAGGGAGGGGGGUCAUGUGAAUUUCAUGUACCCUCCUGGCCAGGACGGAGGACUGGGACUCUUCUCCACAGGGAAAUGGCAUGGGCGUUCUAAGAACAAUGUAAACAUCUACCCGCUGGGAUGCAGGGUAUCUCUGUACCUGGGACUUAGGACACCUGCCCAACCAUUAGCUCUGGAUCCUGAAGCUCCAGCCCUGGGACCUCAUAUAUGGGCUCCCAGGGAAUUGCCAUGUCCUUCCUGAGAGCCAGCCUGGAGGCCUGGGUGGGGUGGGUCUGGAGCUAGCCUCUCCCUGUGGAAUGCAAUAAAGGCAGCAACUGUGUUUCCUGCUCACCCUCAUCUGGUGUGUUGUAGGUGUAUGGGCUCAGGGUCCUUUCCCCAGGCAGAUUCUCCAAGGGCCACCUACGGUCAGUCCCUGGGCCCACUGGGAAAAUGAAUACAUGUUUUGGCUCAUAGAUUGACAUUUAGUCUGAGCCUUCUGUGGCCACAGCUGGACAGUCUGUGCUGCUUGUGCAAGUGGGCUGAUGGCUUGUGCCCCUUAGCAGGGUGUCUGUGGACCUGGGGCCAGAUUGGAAUUGUUCCUUCA